UACUAAUUUGCAUAUCACUGAUGCAACACUUACUACGCAAUACUAUAAACUGUGAACACAAUAACAAAGGCUUCUUAUAGUUAAACCUAUACUAUCUGUACGUAAUUCCUCAAACAAGAGAGCCCAAAAUAUUCGAUGGAUCUGGAUAAGGGGCGAGCGACGUUCGAUAGUGUCGACAAAUUCUCAUUUAAUGGCAUCGAACAAGAUGUGAAAGUUGUAAGAGUCGUCGACGGUGACACUGUUUACAUUGUGGCCGAUUACAACGGACGACUCGUCAAACUCAAAUGCCGUCUCAAAGGUAUUGAUUGCGCCGAAUUAAAGCAGGGUUCGCUCGAUACGAAGGGCAGAGAUGGCUUUUGCGGUCGGGAUUUUCUCGCUCAUCUUUGUAUGGGUUCAAACGCGAAAGAUUUUGACGAGAAUCGUAAGCGGGAAGACAAGAAGGAACUAGAAAGGAAGUUGAACGGCAGCCAAAGUUUAGUUCACGCCCAACUUGGUGAUUUCGAUUGCUUCGGUCGAGUUUUGGUCACUUUGAAGAAGGAGAAAAGUUCACGGAAAAGUUUCAGUCAAAUUCUGAAGGAAUACGGAUACGCCAAAGACACAAGAGAGAAAACACGAGCCAUGCGGCAAUAGUUCGAGAACUAAUGAGUCACGAGAAAUGUACAGUACAGUUUUCCAGGAAAUUCAAUGUUUGUUACAUUUUAAAAUAAAGCUAGGAUAAAACGAGAAUCGGAGAGUUGAUAUGAGAGUUGGCAGUCACAAAUUGUUACAGGGGACAUUUCAAACUCUAGAUUAACAAAAUAAAGGUUUGAUGAAUGUUUCAACAAUGUUUUAACUUGAAUAGACUACGUGGCCGUGACCAAAAUGGCGUGACUGCCAACUCUCGUGCACUCUCAUCCUCGUUUGAUCUGGCUGUAUUUAAUAUUAUUUAUUACACGUGUUAUGUACUACUAAUGUAUAAGGAACUGGUAGGAACUAGCAUCGUAAUCCAAACUCCUUAAACAGAAACGUUUUCGGUUUUAAACAAUUCUUUGUAUCUAAUCUUUGUGUCAUUAAACAAUAGAUGUAUAUAAAUUUUGCCACUAUAUAUAAGACUGUGAAAUGAUAUGCCAGAAACCUUGAUAUAUCGCGGUAAUCGUGAAACGAUUCGUAGAAAGUUCGACAUUCAUUAAAAUGAAUAUAGUAAAAUCGCACGUCUAUAAGAACCCGCGGCUAUUUUCCAGAUCAAUGUGAAUACCUUCUGACAUAUUUGAUCAGAACUAUUAAGUUGUAUGCCUUACAGUAAUACUAUUAGAGAGUUUGAGCAAAACAACGAAGUUGAACGACGACGAAGUGGUUGACAAUUUUUGCCUGUCUUGCACAUUACCUUGCGCAUUCUGAGUUUAGGGUCAGGAGUGAAGACAGAUUAGAGAUUCGUGUCUAGCUGUUUGUGAAUGCUGACCCAAAUCCUUACCCUGAUCAGGAUAAAACAGCGAGACAUGAAUCCAUUUCCUGUCUUCGUCUUCUGCCUUCGUUCACAACGAAUAUUUUGGCAAAAUUCGUUGUGAACUUCGUUCUGCACGAAGCCAGAAGGACAAAGACGGGAUAUAGUUUCAUGUCUCGCUGUUUUUUUCUGGAUUAGGGCAAGAAUUAUGGUCAGUAUUCAUAAACAGCGACACAUUGGAAGACACGUUGUGCAACCACCAGUGACGUCCAACUCAGUAUGCGCAAGAUAAUCUACAGACGGCAAAAAUUAUCAAGUAUGCCUUCGUCUUCGUACUUCGUUGUCUUGCUCAAACUCUCUAUUAUAAGGAAGUAGCGUACAACGUUAUUUCAGCCACAAAAGUUUUCAUAAUUCUUUAAUUUAACAGUCGGUGCCAGUGUAUAGGUAGCGACGCUAACAAGACAGCGGCUACAGAUUGAGAUGGAUACAACUACCUGAAAAAUCUAAGCAGGACUUGUCUUCGACGUCUCGAGCGAACUGCCCUUUGUCGAAGUUCCGCUUGACCACUUACAUUGUUCAGGCUUCAGUUAGUUGUAUCUUUGUCAAUCAUGCAACAGCUGUCUUCAUAUUUUUAGUACGUGUGGAGAUGUCGAACAAUCUUGAACAGUUGUUUGUUUUCAACAUAGAAUAAGUGUAUAGGCCUAGUAGUUUCAGCUGUACUUUAAAUAUAAACCCUCCAAGUCCUAUACAAAUUUUCAAACAUCCGUGUCUGCAAGUCUGUGCGUAUUUCGUAGUUGGUUCCAGAAUAUAUUUGAAAAACUUUGCCAAGAUUGAAAGGUACGUGAUUCUUCGCAUAGCUUUUCCGAGAAACAAGACCCAGUUUUCAAUUUUGAAAUUUAUUUUACUUAAAUAUAACAUAAAAAGCUUAAGAUUAGUCGCUAAAGAUUAGCCGAUUCCAUGCAUUAAUCGAUGGUCGAUCAAGACAAUUAUCGAUUCAAGCUAUAGAUAGUUUACAUACACUAGAUAGUGCAUCUAAUUAUUCUGCCAUUCAAAAAUUGAAGCCGUGGUUGCAGACUCAGGAUAUUCCCAUGAAAUGAGAAGACGCGUAUGUUUUCUAUUUCUUAAACAGGGAAUUUUAACUUAAACAUUAAGUUAAACCUAUUUCAAAUACAUUUUUAAUUAAACUAUUCAAAUGAUGAAAGUUAUUGUUGUUAAUUUUUUAAGCGUUUAUUAGCGAGUGGGAAACUCCAACAUGGCCGCCAUCUAUUCAAAUGGGGGUAACCGCUGGAAUAUUCUUGGCUUCAAUUUUACUAAAAGAGAUGCGCUAUCUAGUUUAUAUAAGAUAUCUAUAUGAUUCAAGCUGAUAAAUUUUGCACACGUAAUUGUUCAAUAUUUAGUAUUGUAAAAAUAUCGAAAUAUAUAUCAGUGAACAAUAUGUAUCGAGUAGGCAAUGUUUUUAGUAAUUGUCAUCUUCAACAAAGCUAUCUGAAUG
Paramuricea clavata is the source of this 2912-nucleotide messenger RNA. The record is from the annotation of a GenBank genome assembly. Lineage: Eukaryota; Metazoa; Cnidaria; Anthozoa; Malacalcyonacea; Plexauridae.